UGGUCGCCAUGACAGCAAUUCAAAUAACUGUCAUUCGCGAUCGAACAAUUUUUUAAAUAAACUAAUCUUAUACAAUUGUAUUAUUAUUAAUUGCGUGAAGUGUGAACUAUUAUAAAAUGGAUAAAAACAAAACAAUGGCGCCGCCAAAAAAUCUAAAAACAAAGCGACCGUCUACAACUAGCGUGCCGUCUACGUCUCGAAAAGUGCCGCCAAAGGAUAUGAAGAGUCGACCUAAACUGAAUCUAAAUUCGACAAAAAUAAGCGAAGGAGAUGUGACUUUGUGCAAAACGGAUUUUCCAUUGCCCGAUUUCGAAAAUAUGCUAUUGAUCAAUAAUCAAUUUGCAUACGGGCAAUUUUUACGGGCUAUAGUCGAAGAUUGCUUGGUGGAUGAAAAAAUUGUUAAGGAGGAAACUCAAAUGGAUAUUCAGAUGGGCCAAUUAGCCGAUAGAUUUAAUAAAACGAUCGAUCAGCUCGACAAAACGAAUAGACGGUUAAAGGAUAUAUCUUUUGUUGUGGAACAGAAAAGGCUCCUAGAUUUAAAGAACCAAGAUUGCGCACAGUUCUACGAAACUACUGAAAAAGCAAACAUAACAGACACAGUGCAUAAACUAUCUGUAACGGAACAAGCUUGCCUCGACAAAUUAGAGGUAAAGAACAUUGAUUUUGGCUAUGAUAAAGAAUCGGGGCAUAAACAAUUGCUAGAUGCUGUCAAUGAUGCAAUACAAGGAUUGGAACAGAUAAAAAAACAUUCAAACUUAGACAUAGACAAGUUUAAACAGUAUGAACUGUCACAGAAAACCAUAGACCAAUUGGAAAAGGACAGGUUUGAUCUAGACAGCCUCAAGUCUGAAUUUGAGGAUAAGUUUCCGGGCUUUAGUGAGAAAUUGAUAAAAGAAGUGUCUGAGAAAAUUGAGCUGAUGAUGGGAGACAGUGAAUAGUUGUUUUUAUUGAUUAAAUGUUGUUG
Messenger RNA from Zerene cesonia (dogface butterfly), 964 nucleotides. RefSeq lists its product as uncharacterized. Lineage: Eukaryota; Metazoa; Arthropoda; Insecta; Lepidoptera; Pieridae. The transcript is spliced from 2 exons. The record is from RefSeq and is a predicted model, not a curated record. The coding region runs from base 117 to 938 and encodes 273 amino acids.